GAGAGAGAGAAGGGGAGGGCAAAUCAGCCUCAUAAAUCAUUGAUCUGCUUGCUUUAUACUCAGCAUCUUGGUGAGAGUUUUCUCACAGGUGUGCGCUUGCUCCUCGGGAUCAGCGGUAACAGGACAUGUUCACACUGACACAGUGAAAAGUGAAGGACUAGGAGACAGGAUUGCGGAGUAGAGUAUAUACAUUUGCGAAUACUGCCCCAUUUGGCGCACUCAGAAAACAGCUAAUGGAUCCAAUUGUUGAAGUGGUGGCCCUGUUGCUGGGGUUUUUGGGCUGGGUUAUGGUGGGGGUCGCCAUACCAAACCGCUACUGGAAGACCUCCACCGUGGACGGGAAUGUCAUCACCACCUCCACUCUGUAUGAGAACCUAUGGAUGUCGUGCGCUACUGACUCGACCGGAGUGCACAACUGCCGAGAGUUCCCCUCCCUGCUCGCGCUCUCUGGUUAUCUUCAGGCAUCGAGGGCUCUUAUGAUCGCCUCUGUGGUUCUCGGCACAUUCGCCCUGGUUGCCACACUCAUAGGCAUGCAGUGCUGCAAAGCAGCUGAAAACAGCCCUUCUCUCAAAGGCAAGCUUGCUGGAACCGGAGGUGUCUUCUUCAUCCUACAGGGCUUGUGCACAAUGAUAUCUGUGUCCUGGUAUGCGUUCAACAUCACCCAGGAGUUCUUCAAUCCACUUUACCCAGGCACAAAGUAUGAGUUAGGAGAGGGACUGUACAUUGGAUGGUGCUCUGGGACUCUUGCCAUCUGUGCUGGAGUGUGUCUAGUGUUUUCCUGCAAAACUAACACAGAUGAAAAGCCUGCGUAUACAUAUCAACCCUCCAGAGGAACCAUAUACUCUACAGGAGCAGCAUCGAGGAGAGAUGCUCCAAGCACUUAUGACAAGAAUGCAUACGUCUGAUAAAUGAUCAAACAGACAGCCAGACCAGUACAGGUCAAUUCAGUGUGAAAAAUGAUAAAGACCCCCAGCUUGUUCAUUUGUUCAGAGUGCAAAUAUGUAAAUAUGUAGACUUGUACAAGACUUGGAAGCAUUGUAUAUUAGUUGGAAUCAAAUUGUGAAGCUGUGCCAAUUUUAUGCCAAUACUUGAAGCAACUCAACUUAGAGAAUACCUGAGUUAUUUUUAAACCCACAUAUUUUAAAAUCUGUUAUACAGAAAUGCCUUGAAAUAAUGCUACUUUUAUACAAAUUUUGUAUUAUUUUAAAUUACACAUUCAUAUUUACAAUGUACAGGAAUACUGAUGCUUUUUUAUGUGAUUUUGUAAAAGAACAGUUGUUCACAGUAUAGAUGAAGAAUCUUGAUUGAAUUAUUUGUGAUAUUUAUAAUUACCUGACACAUUCACAUGAAUGAAGGUCAAAAAUUCAUAUUGA
This is a messenger RNA of Pangasianodon hypophthalmus (striped catfish), 1373 nucleotides long. It is a transcript of the gene cldn15a, whose product is annotated as claudin 15a. Gene Ontology annotation, cellular component: plasma membrane; bicellular tight junction. The record is from RefSeq and is a predicted model, not a curated record. Gene Ontology annotation, biological process: cell adhesion; bicellular tight junction assembly. The coding region runs from base 234 to 905 and encodes 223 amino acids. Gene Ontology annotation, molecular function: structural molecule activity. The transcript has 5 exons. NCBI's taxonomy places the organism in Eukaryota, Metazoa, Chordata, Actinopteri, Siluriformes, Pangasiidae.